GAGAGCUGCUGAUCAGUCAGCCUGCAGGCGGCGCUUUGAUGGAGCUCCAUCUCAUCCAGGUUUAUAAUAACGGGUUGUUUCAGUGUGAUUUAUAGAUUAAUGUUGGUGGAGGAAGAUCCACAUCCGGGUAAGUAGAGCUGUGCAUCCCUCUCCUCCUCCUCCUCCUCCUCCUCUUCCUCUCUCUCCUCCUCCUCCUCUCUGUCUCUCCAUCCUCUCGUCCGCUGCAUCCUCUCAUCCUGCAGAUCAACAGACGGUGCAUCUCUGCAGGCUGCAGUGAUGUCGGUGUCGCCCGCCCUCGCUGACCUCUCUCGUCUCUAUCAGACGGAGUUUGUUCGGAGCGCCCGGGCGGUUGGUGUCCUCUGGGCCGUCUGUACGCUCUGCUUCGCAAUUAUCCAGGUGGUCGUCCUGGUGCAGCCGUCCUGGAUCGGCACCGGAGAAACCCGCCACGUGGGAGCGGGACCGGUCCCGCCCAGCGGCACCCUGGGACUGUUUGAGGUGUGUGUGGAGUCGGACUGGCCCGUCCCAGACUGUCGUGGCGGUCUGUCCAGUCUGUCUCCUCUGCCAUCCUUCCAGUCGGUGGCGGUGUUGGUGGGAGUGUCUCUGUGGGCGGUGUGGACCAGCGUCCUCUGUCUCUGUCUCUUCAGGUUCUGCAGCGCCGCCACCGUCUACAAGAUCUGUGCAUGGCUGCAGCUCACUGCAGGGUUCUGUCUGGCGUUGGCUUGUCUCCUGUUUCCAGACUCGUGGGAGAGUCCAGAGAUGAGAGCUCUGUGUGGAGACUCCGUGGGCAGCUUCUCUCCAGGUAACUGUUCGGUCCACUGGGCCUACAUCCUGGCCCUACUGGGCAUUCUGGACGCCGCCAUCUUGGCGACGUUGGCCUUCGUCCUCGCCAACAGACAGGACGCCCUGCUGCCGCCAGACGCCAAGGACAUGACCACAGGUCUGCUGAUCUCAGCAUAGAGUCACCAGGAGGAGGAGAACACAAAUUUAAAAAGAAGCCAGAAGAAGAAUCUCCUCUCAUUAUCUCCUGGUUUCCAUCUUGAUGUUGACACGGUGAGGAGAAAAGAACACCGGAUAUAUUGGACUGAUUCCAUACAUUAGGUCUAUAAUAACAUUAUAUAUAUAACCAUAUAUAUAUAUAUAACUAUAUAUAUAUAUAUAACCAACUAACAAUCUAUAUAACAAUACGAGUAUUAGAGAAUAGAGCCUGUGUCACAUCUUCAUCAGCUUUUAUAGUUUUAUUCGGGAUGUGGAGCCUCUCUGCAUCUCCAGCUGGAAGAACAUCUCAUUCAAAUGUAGCAGCACUUGAAGUGUGGUUCUGUCACGCAGUGGUGGAAAGUAACUAAGUACAUUUACUCAAGGCAGAUUUAUUUAUACAGCACAUUUCAUACCCAAAAUACUUUACAGAUGACACAAAGAAGCAAAUAAAAGACAAUAAAAGCAAGCAAACUAAAGCCCAAAGAAUAAGAACAAUAAAAAAAAAAUACUUUUGAUUUACUCAAGUUCUGUACUUAAUUGACACAUCGAUACUUUUACUGGAGAUAAUAUUUAGAUACUUCAGUAAGGUUUUGAAUGCAGGACUUUUACUCGUAGUGGAGUAUUUUCACAGUGUAGUAUUACUACUUUUACUGCAGUAGCUAGAGGAUCUGAGUACUUCUUCCACCACUGUUGACAUGUUACUGUACUCUCAGUGUUUGUCCUGAUUAUUAAAGUUUGUUUCUUAUUGUUACAUUUUUCUGACAUAACUGUUAUAUUUCAUAUUUUGAUGUUUGUCUAAUAUUGUAAUUUGCUUUUGAGCUAUGCAAGUGUGGAGGUAGGGAAGAGGAGAGGAACUGAAAUAGAGGGAGGACGUCACCACAAACAGAAGCACAACAUGUUUUAUAAAAUCAUCUUCUGUGAAUUUAAAACAUGUCGACAUGAAGUCUGAAUCUUAAAAGAAGCCGUCUGAGAUUGUAGUUAAAUCCUCUUGUGUCACAUGGUUCAUCUCUGUUUAGCCUAUAGCUUAGCACAAAGACAUCUUCAACUCCAAAUC
Molecule: messenger RNA, 2029 nt
Organism: Sebastes umbrosus (honeycomb rockfish)
Lineage: Eukaryota; Metazoa; Chordata; Actinopteri; Perciformes; Sebastidae
Gene: lhfpl4b
Product: LHFPL tetraspan subfamily member 4b
Exons: 7
Coding region: 277-957 (226 amino acids)
Biological process (GO): sensory perception of sound
Cellular component (GO): plasma membrane
Source: RefSeq, a predicted model, not a curated record